Molecule: messenger RNA, 1722 nt
Organism: Naumovozyma dairenensis CBS 421
Lineage: Eukaryota; Fungi; Ascomycota; Saccharomycetes; Saccharomycetales; Saccharomycetaceae
Gene: RKM3
Product: protein-lysine N-methyltransferase
Exons: 1
Coding region: 1-1722 (573 amino acids)
Biological process (GO): peptidyl-lysine monomethylation
Cellular component (GO): nucleus
Molecular function (GO): protein-lysine N-methyltransferase activity; protein binding
Source: RefSeq, a predicted model, not a curated record
AUGAACAACCACGAUAAUAAUACUUUUUUUUUUUUUAAUACCAAUGUAAAAGAGGUAUUGAUAAUGUUCGAGACAACACAGGAAUCAAGAUAUGAUUUACUAGAUUUUGUCAAGAAAGCAGAAGGCAAAUUUCUCACAUCACAUUGCGAAAUCUCUAAAUCACCUACAGCUACCGGAUUAGGAAUCAUAGCCACCCAAGACAUAGGAGAAGGUACGAAGAUAAUUUCUAUUCCUAAAUCUGCUAUAUUUUCUGCAUCAAACAGUAAUAUCGCAAAUUUAUUACAAGAUGAAGAAAUUGAUGGGAUGUUUGCCUUGAAUAUUGCAUUUAUUUACGAAAUAUCAACGUUUAAAGAUACAAGUCACUGGUAUCCGUAUCUGAAACACAUACCAUUGAAAAAUACCGAAACGGAUGAACCAAUUUUGCCCGUUUCAUUUUGGACGGAGAAACAGAAAAGGUUAUUGAAAGGAACUACUGCAGAUGUAUUUCAUAAGAUAUUAGAACCUCAAGAGGAGGUGAUGGAAGGUUUCGAGUUAGCUAUCGAAUUAGCGCAGAAAUGGAGUGAUGAGUUUGGUCUAUCAAUUCCUGAAUAUUAUUUAUCUUUGAAUGAUCCGAAUGAUAAGGACGAGUUUGAUACAAAAUUCAAAAGGUUUUGCUCUUUAGCCUUUGCGUUAUCUUCAAGAGUAUUAGAAAUAGAUCAAUUCCAUGAAAGUGGGUUGGUCCCAAUUGUUGACCUAAUUAAUCACCACUGUAAGAAUGUGAAUGCCGAAUUCCUCUCUCUGUUCGAUGUCUGUGAUAAAUGUGGUGAGUCAGGAACAUGCAGACAUCUUCUUGCGGAAGAAGCCGAAGAAGCGAUAGAAAUGGCAAAACUAGACCAAAAUCAUCUUAAAGUAGAUGCAAAUGGGGCUACUAUCAAUGAUAUUAUCUCCAUGGAGACAAUAAUAGAAUUGGAGAAAGACCAUAACGAGCCAUUCAGUGAUGAAGAAGAUGAUAAACAAGGAAUGAGUAAACCUGAGGAGGAACUUAACAAUCCAGAUGAUUAUGUUGAUAUAGUGACAACUAGGGGUAUAUUGAAAGGGGAAGAAAUUUUUAUCUCCUAUGGCCCAUUACCUAAUGCGUUUUUAUUAGCCAAAUGUGGGUUUACUAUGGCUGACAACCCGUUUGAUAUUGUGUAUGCAGGUAAUAGCCUUACAAAAAUGCUGAACGAAAAGCAGUAUUCGAAAUGCGAAGAGAGAAUUAGGUGGUGGAUCCAAGCUGGGCGUGAUCUCUUCCUGAAAUGGUAUAAAGAACUUGAAGAGCAAAUAGGGAGUGAUGAAGAGAGUGAGGAAGAGAGCGCGGAAGAAGAGGAACAAGAAAUUGACGACAAUGAUGAUAAUGAAGAGAAGUGGUUAGAAGAUCUUUGUUGGGAUAGAAAGAGUAAACUUACGCCUGCGUUUAAGGCACUAGUUACACUUAUGAGCAUGAAUGAACACACAUGGCAGGCAUAUUUCCAACAUAUUAGAGAAGAGCGCGAUUUAAAUAAGAGUCUUCGUUCCCUAGCUCCAAAGGUGAUGAACACAGCAGCUAAAAAGAUCAUCAGAGCAUUAGCAGCAUCCAGACUAUCCGAGCUUCCUUUAAAGACUGGCGCUGAAGAAGAAAGUCUAGUAGAUCCUCUUACCUUACGCUAUUUGGAAACACUAAGACAGGGUGAGGUAAAGAUCUUGCGACAUAAAUCACUCGAAUGA